This is a messenger RNA of Fomitopsis serialis, 1764 nucleotides long. Its product is annotated as glycoside hydrolase superfamily. Gene Ontology annotation, biological process: glucosylceramide catabolic process. The record is from RefSeq and is a predicted model, not a curated record. The transcript is spliced from 15 exons. Bases 114 to 1610 code for a protein of 498 amino acids. Lineage: Eukaryota; Fungi; Basidiomycota; Agaricomycetes; Polyporales; Fomitopsidaceae. Gene Ontology annotation, molecular function: glucosylceramidase activity.
UUGCAAUGCGCACAUAUAAGAGCACGUACACAUAUCUCCUUCUCAGUUCUCAGUACCACGUAACAUAGUCCCCCGGCGACGGUUGCUACUAUCUUCGUCGGUUUGUGAUUCUCAUGAAGCUUUCGUCUAUUUUAUUUGGCCUGGCUUCGGCCUUGCCUAUUGUUGCACAAGAUAUAUAUGACAUUUGGUCGACGACAUGGCAGAAGGACAACCUCCUCACGUACAAGAAUUUGGGGUCAAAGCAUGUCAGCUUUGGCUCGCCUGGAUCAACUGGCACGUCAGACAUCAAGAUCGAUGACACGACCUACCACCAGAGCGUCGUUGGAUUCGGUGCCGCUAUGACUGACUCGUCCGCCAAGCUCCUCAACGAUCUGAAGAACUCGAACUCGGACAAGUAUUGGGCAUUGCUGAAAUACCUCUUUGACCCUACCGAUGGCGCGGACGCAGCAGGCUUUACAUACCUCCGGGUACCCCUCGGAGCCUCCGACUUCUCUGCGAAAGUCUAUUCAUUCGAUGACACGAGCGGGGACACCUCACUGAACGACUUCAACAUCGAUGCUGCCCCCUCGUACCUGUUCUCCGUCAUCAAGGACGUGAUGUCGAUCAACGGCGACCUCAAGGUCCACGUCACGCCUUGGUCUCCCCCCGGGUGGAUGAAGGACGGUGGGUCAAUGAAUGGCGGCAAGUUCUACACCAGCUUGUCAGACGUCUUUGCGAACUAUCUUUUGAAGUCCCUGCAAGGGUUCAAGAGCAAGGGAAUCACCCCGUGGGCCAUUGGCAUUCAGAACGAGCCCCAGAACAGCAACAAUGGCUACCCCACCGCACUGAUCGACGCGCAUUGGGAGGGUGAGAUCGGUCAGAAGCUCCGCUCGCUCAUGGACGACAACGGAUUCAAGGACACGCUCCUCAUCGGAUACGAGCACAACUGGGAUGACGCCGGGGCAUACCCCGUUGACCUUAUGGGUCAGGCGGCGGACUCAUUCGACGGCGUGGCGUUUCACUGCUACGAAGGGCACGUCUCGCAGCAGGAGACGUUCCACGACGCGUACCCCAACAAGAACAUCUACUUCACCGAAUGCGUGGGUCUCUUCAACGGGGACUGGUGGGGCGACGUGAAGGCUUAUCUCAGAAACGACGUUAUUGGCACUGUCAACAACUUCGCAAGGAACGCUGCAUUUUGGAACCUCGUCCUUGACGGGAGCGGCGGCCCCAAGCUCCCCGGUACUUCUAGCUGUGGUGGAAAGAACCAGUGCCGUGGUGUCAUCACGCUCAAUAGCGACGGCUCUUACACCAGGAACCCCGAAUUCUACGCCUUGGCUCAGAUGUCGAAGGGCACUAUCCCGAAGGAUAAGGGCGGGCCGAGCGCACAGCGGAUCGAUGCCUCCGUAGGCGGCAAUUCCAACCUCCUUGUCUCCGCAUUUGUUACAAAGCGGUCAUCGUCCUCCGACCAGUGGCGCUACAGCCUAGUCGUUCUCAACCAAGACGACGACAGCAAUGGUAGUUGGGACCCAACCGCCAUCGAUGCUACUAUCGAGUUCAGGGGAAAGCAGGCCAAGUACACGUUCCCUGUCGGCGUCACCACCCUCUGGUGGUAUGCUGCCCCGCAAUAGACGAGCAACUACUUCAUUCGUUAACAUUCACACUGUUCCAAUCACAACGAGGAGUGUCACUGACGAUGAAGCGAUAUUACCUUAUCAUGCAUUCUUGAUUGGGCUUGUGUGGUGUACUAAGUUGGCAAUACAGAAUUAAGUGUUGGUCAUACAA